CCGGGCUGAAGGGGCUACUCGAGGCGCUCUGCUCUCCGGGAAAUUAGCCGAGUCAGUCUCCGUGCGGACUUUGCCACCAUACAAUAUCAGGCCUGCAGCUAUGGAUGGAUUUUUAAAAUCCGAUGAGAGACAAAGAUUAGCUAAAGAGAGACGAGAAGAAAGAGAAAAAUGUCUGGCUGCCCGGGAGCAGCAGAUCCUAGAGAAAGAGAAAAGAGCCAAGAUCCAAUAUGAAAAGCAAAUUGAGGAGCGAUGGCGAAAGAUGGAGGAACAAAGGCAGCGUGAGGACCAGAAGAGAGCUGCUGUGGAAGAGAAGAGGAAGCAGAAGCUCCGGGAGGAGGAGGAGCGGCUGGAGGCAAUGAUGCGGCGGUCCAUGGAACGCACCCAGCAGCUGGAGCUGAAGAAGAAGAGUUCGUGGGGAACAUCAUUGGCCUCAGGGAACGGAGGACGUGAUUCAUGUGACAAACUUUCAACAUCAACCAUGAAUUUGCCAAAGCAGACGGAGCCUCCCAUGAGUAAACGCCUGUCUUCAUCCACCGUGGCAAUAUCCUAUUCCCCAGACCGAGCUCGUCGCACUCACCUUAGUCCUAUGGAAAACUUUCUUGUUAUGCGACUGUUGACACCCACACAGGCUUCUUUAGCCAGAAGCAGAAGUGCAUUCAUGUUCUCUGAGCAGGCCAGAGAUGCAGUUUUCCAUGCUUGCCCUCGUAUAGCUCCUGCUAGCCCUCUUAGAUCUGCAUACAAAUCUUCUCCUACCCGAACCAUGGAGAGGAAGAAGGCUGCAUCUGCUUCUGGCGCGGGAGAGGCUGGGAAGGAUGCUCAGGCAGGAGCGGAAGCAUCUUCUAUGGAGAAGGUGAAGAAAGGACAACGAGGUACGGCUUCUGCUCCACCUGGGGGCCUUGGGUCCCCACUGAAACGACACGAGCUUUCCGGAGAUACUCCUAAGAGGGCAUCCUCUCCUGUAGCAUCCAAGACAACUUCAAAAGCAUAUCCGCAGUCUCCAAAGACAGUGAAGCCACCGUACGCAGGGUCUCCUGUGAAAUAUCGCUACUCCCCUGUUCCUAGCCAAGAAACACUCAAGAAGAAAGCAGAUAAAGAGAAGAGCAACAAGGAAAGGGAAGGUACCUCUAUCCAGUUGGCCAGUGGCAUGUACAGAGAGGAAACUCCAGAGAAGUAUGUGGCCAACAAGGGUGCCACCAAGAAGCCCGUGGCUGACAAGGGUGCCACCAAGAAGCAUGUGGCCAACAAGGGUGCCAUCGAAAAACAUGUUGCUGACAAGGGUGCCACUGAGAAGCCCCUGGAUGACAAGCAUGCCACUGAGAAACAAGUGGCCAACAAAGAGGCCACUGAGAAGCAUGUGGCUGACAAGGAGGCCACUGAGAAGCCCAAGAUUGACAAGGAUGCCACUGAGAAGCAUGCGCUUGACAGGGAUGCCACUGAGAAGCAUGUGGUCGACAAGAGUGCCACUGAGAAGCAUCUGGAUGACAAGAAUGCCACUGAGAAGCACGUGGCUGACAAGAAUGCCACUGAGAACCAAGUGGCCAACAAGGAUGCCACUGAGAAACAUGUGGCUGAAAGGGAUGUCACUGAAAAGCACGUGGCUGACAAGGAUGCCACUGAGAAACACCUGACCGACAGGGAUGCCACUGAAAAGCAUGUAGCUGACACAGAUGCCACCAAGAAGCAUGUGGCUGACAAACCUGCCAUUGAAAAGCAUGUGAUGGAUAAGAGUGCCACUGAGAAGCACAUGGCAGACAAGCGUGCCACCGAGAAGCAUGUGGCCGACAAGCGUGGCACAGAGAAGCAUGCUACUGCAGGAGGGAAGGCUGAGAGCAGUGCAGUCUCGGGGAAGCCUACAGCAGGCACCACUGAUGCGGGAGAGGCUGCAAAGAUCCUGGCUGAAAAGAGACGUCAGGCUCGGCUGCAGAAGGAACAGGAGGAGCAAGAGCGAUUGGAGAAGGAACAACAAGAGAGGCUGGAGAGAGAGGAGUUGAAAAGAAAGGCAGAGGAGGAGAGACUGCGCCAAGAAGCAGCAGCUCGUAAGCAAGAAGAGGCAAAGAAGCAGCAGGAAGAGGAAGAGAAAAGAAAGGCAGAGAUAGAGGCCAAACAGAAGGCUAAGGAGGAGCUGUUGUUGAAAGAGAAGCAAGAAAAAGAAGAGCAAGAGAAAGCCUUGAUUGUAAAGCAGAAAGAAGCAGCAGAAGCAAAGGCCCAGGAGGCAGUUAAACAGAUGCGUCUAGAAAGAGAACAGAUCAUGCUGCAGAUCGAGCAGGAACGGCUAGAAAGGAAGAAGAGAAUAGAUGAAAUCAUGAAGAGAACAAGGAAGAGUGAUGUGCCUCCAGAAGUAAAGAAAGAGGAAUCUCCCAAAGUAGAGAUUCAGCCUGGUACGUGUGUGGAAAAUAAGACAAAAUCAAUUGUGCCCAAUAAAAUAGAAAUCAAUGGGUUAAACACCUGCCAGGAAGUUAAUGGUGUGGGACCCACUGGCCCAGAAGCUUUUCCUCGAGACAUUUUCUCUAAUGGGUUUAAACCAGUCAGGGGGCUUGUUCAUUUGGAUGCCCUUGAUGGGAAAUCAAACAGUUUGGAUGACUCCACUGAAGAAGUUCAGUCUAUGGAUGUAAGCCCUGUUUCCAAAGAAGAACUUAUCUCCAUCCCAGAAUUUUCACCAGUGAGUGAAAUGAUUCCUGGUAUGUCUCUGGACCAAAAUGGAACUGGCAAUGCCCGCGCACUUCAAGAUAUCUUAGAUUUCACUGGCCCUCCAGCAUUCACCAAGAAAUCCAGUGAAAACCUCAGCCUGGAUGACUGUAACAAAAACCUUAUUGAAGGAUUUAACAGCCCUGGCCAAGAAACUACUCUGAAUACCUUCUGUUGACAAAACAACGACCUUUUAAUGAAAGGUGGAGUUUGGAGCACCCCGGACACUGCUGGGAGUCCAAUCUGAGCUGCUGGCCACCUGAUGGAGCUUCUGUAGCCGCAUUCCAAAAAUAUUAGAUUGGAAUGUAACUAUAUUCCUAGGUAGUAUGUCAAACACUGGCCUCUUGGUAGAAACCUCCAGACUUUGGCCUUACUGGGCUUUAGUGAAGUUACAUUCUACAGUUCUAGUUCUGAGCUUCUGCUGCUGCUAGAGCAUUUCCUUUCUUUCUCUAGUUUCAUGGUGAGCCUGUCAACCUGAGUGAUGCUGGCUCAGAACUUCACCCAUGACCGCUCUCAUUCUCAGAGUUGGAGCACAAAAACAUUUAGAUAUCUCUUCCUAUUAAAUACUCUCUACAUGACCAGAACUCUGGUUAAACAUGUACUUGACUUGAGCUGUGUAUCUCCCUGUCUUGGUUUAGAUGGAGAAGAAAUUCAGCAGUUUCUCUCACUCUAGGGUUUCUCUGUUGGAAAGUAAUGUCAGGAAAUCCUUUUAUUGUUAUUAUUAUUAUUAUUAUUAAGCUUUGCCACCUGCAAAUGCAUUAACCACAUUACUGUUUUGGGGGUUGGGGGUUAAAGUUGUAAGUUUGGUUGGACAAGGAAGAACUAAACAAUGAGUAAUGAUUUCUUUUCUCUUACUCAUAUUUUUAUGUCCCUGAGCAACUCAAUCUAGCCAGGACAUUUUCUUGUCAUACCUUAACAAUCUCCACAAGUGGCCUUCCAACUGAAGGAGUUAUGUAUCUCACAUGCAGGUGGUUGAUUUUCAUGGUUUUGCUAUUUUUUUUGCUAUUAGAUCUUGGGGGUUUUCUUUCUUUGAUUAUUCCUGUGCUUUCUCAACUGUCAUAAAAGUCACAGUGCUCUGAAACAAGGAGGCCUCAAAUUGGUCCUGGCACAUCUUUUUAACAGACUUUAACAUUAAAAAAAAUCUGGGAAGAAUGCCACUAGAAUGAAAAUUCCAUGCAUUUUAUUCCAUAUAUUGCUGUUUCCUUAAAUUAAUUUCUUGCGUUAAAUGUGGCUUUCAAAUCAAAAUGACCUUUUCUUGUUUGAGACAUUUGUUUUAACUUAUACCAUAAAGGAUUUGGAAAGAAAGGUUGACCACCAGGAAAUAUAAAGAAGUUUCAGUAGUAAUCUUGUCCACUCGCUUUUAAAGCCAGCUACAGUUUAAGACUUUAUUAGCUAUGGAAACUGUAUGUUUGUGUAUGUGUAUAUACUAAAUAAAAUACAUGCCUCUAAAAAUGUAGUGUAAUUGAUCUUGAUGAGUACUGGGGAAUCCCUUUUCUGACAAGCACACCGAAAAUGAUAGCAUGGUCUGAUUUGUGAAAAUGCCUGGCCAUCUUUGUUGCGGCUUUCUUUGGCUAGAUGUCUGUUUUGCUGUGAUCUGUUACAUCUCAUAGUGUCAUUGUGACUGUGGUGAUGCCUCAUUUCAAAUGCAUGAUGUGUGCAUUCUGUUCAGUGUGAAAUACAUUUUCAUUGAAGAGUC
Molecule: messenger RNA, 4381 nt
Organism: Dipodomys spectabilis (banner-tailed kangaroo rat)
Lineage: Eukaryota; Metazoa; Chordata; Mammalia; Rodentia; Heteromyidae
Gene: Map7d2
Product: MAP7 domain containing 2
Exons: 17
Coding region: 101-2863 (920 amino acids)
Biological process (GO): microtubule cytoskeleton organization
Cellular component (GO): microtubule cytoskeleton
Source: RefSeq, a predicted model, not a curated record